CAAACGUCAAAAAUGGUAAAUUUUUCUGAGACUUAAUUUUUCCUGAAAAAUAUUCAUUCACAUAAAAAUUUGAUUUCGUCAUUACAGUGAGCUUGAAAACUUAAGUUACAAAAAGAUUUAGUUCUAGUGUUCUGUGUUAGAGUGUGUGAACAGUUAUGACCUGUUUUCAUUAAUGGUAAAAGGCUUAAAGGCAUCGAUACUUUGCUUACAGAGCGGCGCGGCGCGAUAAUGCGCGCGCGCAGAUAAUACCCAACGCCCGGACACUACUCUGACUACCGUAUAAGAAUGGCGUCGGUGUGGAAACGCCUGCAGCGUGUCAACAAGCGCGCCGCUAAGUUCCAGUACACCGCCUCCUACCACCGCGUAGAUCUCGAGACUUCUCCCAAAUGGAAACCAAAUAAGCUGAGUGUAGUAUGGACCAGAAGAUCUCGACGCGUUAUCACAGACCCUCUAGAAUGGGAACCAUCGUUGAAAGACCCCUUAAAAGGUUCCGUGAUAUACACGGUGCCGGAGAACCGCACGGUGGCCGUCACUUUGUUCAAGGAUUCGCGCACCAAUGAGCUGGAGGAUAAGGACUGGACCUUCGUUUUGGAAGAUGUGUCGGUGACGGGCAAGCGGCGGCGCCUGGCGGUGUGCUCGCUGAACAUGCGGCGCUACGCCAGCCUGGAGCCGUCGCAGCGCGCGCUGCUGCUGACGCUGGAGCCCGCCACGCACAAGGUGCGCGCCGCCAGCCUGCAGCUCACGCUGCACUGCGUGCUGCUGAGGGAGGGACAGGCCACUGAUGAAGAUAUGCAGUCUCUGGCGUCACUCCUCUCUGUGAACAAUAACUCUGAUAUAGCCGUGCUUGAGGAUUUGGACGAAGAUGAUUAUACCUUAUCUGACAAUUCUACUAGACAGAUGCUUGAUCUCCGACAGCAAAUGGAAGAGAUGACCCAAAGCCUCACGAACAGCGACAUCGCUGCCACCCCCAACAGCGUGCAGAGCUUGAACUUCGACAACUCGCGCACUCCCACCGCGCCCCUCUCGCCCGCCCACACGCCCGCCACCCCCGUACCUCGAGACACGCCCAACGACAACGACCCCUUCGACUACCCGCCCAAACCCAAAGAUACUACAACCCCGCUCACUAAGCAAGCAAUGAAAACCGAACCGCCCAAGUUUUCGUCCACCCCGAAAGCUGAAGUGAAAACGGAAUUAAAAGGUGUCAUCUUCAAGCCAAAGACUGUUGCGAUGCGCAACCUUAAGCCGUUGGAGCUAAAGACUAAUUUGAAUAGUAUUAAUUUGGAUCGGAACGAGAAUGAGAAGGACGAGGACAGUGAUAAGACGCCGACGGCCGCUGAUAUGGAGAAGCUGUUCCCGGGGAAAUUUGAUAAGGAUAAGACGCCGGUCCAGGACCUGCUGGAGUGGUGUCAGAGCGUGACCCGCGAGUACAAGUCCUGCCGCAUCACGAACCUCACCACCAGCUUCCGCUCGGGCCUGGCCUUCUGCGCCAUCAUACACCGCUUCAGGCCCGACCUUAUAUAUCUCAGAGAUGUGCAAGACCCAUACAAUAUUGAAAAUUUCAAGAAAAGGUACAGGUUUUCACAAGAUGUAGUGAAAUCUGUGAUUUUGCCAUUAAUUGACCAAGAUCUGAGAAGGUUAAGCAACCGUGGCAAUCCAAUAGCCCCGGAAUUACAAAUUCUUGUGUGUUUGCGUUUCUAUGCGACAGCGUCAUUCCAGAUAGUUUGUGGAGAUUUAUUAAAUGUAUCGCAACCAGCUGCUUCAAAUAUAGUUGCAAAUAUAUCAAGGUUGAUAGCUCUACAACAGAGGCAUUACAUAAAAUAUCCUCAAGACAUGGUCUCACACAGGGCACAGUUUGCACAGCUCGGCCAGUAUCAACAAAAUCCAGGCCUAAGAAAUGUGGAUGGUGCAAUUGAUUGCACACACAUUAAAAUAGUAAAUACUCCAGGUGUGGAACAUCAUGAAGCCUACAGAAACAGAAAAUCUUACUUUUCUAUAAAUGUCCAGGCAGUUGUUGGACCAUUUGGCAAUUUCAUGGACAUUGUGGCUCGAUGGGCUGGCAGUACACACGACAGCAGAAUAUUCCAGAUGUGUUUGUUGCGCACCAAAUACAUACAUCAACAACAUACUGGUUAUCUCAUUGGAGACAGCGGAUAUCCUUGUUUAAGGUUCCUGCUAACGCCUGUAGGUACUCCAACAACCCAUGCGGAACAAACAUUCAAUAGAGUGCAUGUCAAAACAAGAAAUGUGGUGGAAAGAACCUUUGGGCGAUGGAAACGGCGGUUUCCAUGUAGGGGGUUGGGCAACAAAUUGACCACAGUGUCAAAUAUAAUAGUAGCAUGUGCUGUACUUUUUAAUAUAUCAUUGUCUACAAAUGACAUGAUGCCUUCAUAUGAAGAAGAUGGUGAAAUCAAUGAAGAAGUCAUAUAUGAUGAAUCCAACAGUGAAGGGACUACCGAUGGAUUUGCUUUUAGAAACACAAUUAUUAGUAAUUACUUACAUUUCCAUUCCACACCUAGUGACUUCUCGGGCCUCCAGCCGGACGAAGCCGAGCGCAACCUGCGCGUGGCGCUCGAGGCCAGCGCGCGCCUCGGCAUCCCGCAGGUGCUGACCGCGGCCGACGUGUGCUCGCGACACACGCCCGACAGGCUCGCGAUUAUGACAUAUUUAUUCCAACUGAGAGCACAUUUUACUGGCAACGAAUUGCAAGUAGAACAAUUAGGUAACGAUGAAACCGAGUCUUCAUACCUGGUGGGUCGCCACGACACGGACGGCUCCAUCCCUCAGGAGCUGUUCAGCAGGGAGAUCAGCACGCGACGCUCCAGGAACGUCAUGGACAGGCCACGGCCCGUGUCCCAAGAAUCGCAGGAGUCCCGUACGUCAGUGGAGCGCAGCAGCCCGGAGAAGCCGCGCGAGGUCCGCGACGUGAGGGAGCUGCUGCUGCACCAGUCCAAGGCCAUCCUUGGGAAGAUGCUGUCGCCCGCCCGGGACCAGAGGCCCUCCGCCAAGUGGUUCGCAGACCCCUUGCAGGUCAACGAGCCACCGCCAGUACGUCCAGAGAAGCUGAUGACCCGUAAGGAGUUGACGGACCCCUUCGGCUCUGAUGAGGAGGAGGAACAGGAACCGCCGCCAGCACCCGCUGUAGUCAGUAAUGGGAAUAAUGAGACAGCAAAGCCCCCUGAACCGAAGACCCCCGAGUCCCCGGUGGCCGCGCCCCCCGCGCCCCCGUUGGUCGCCCAUCACGCGCCCUCGAUUCCCAUUGGCCAGCAACUGUUAUCACGUCAUGACGAGCUCAAAGAGAGAGCGAGACAGCUGCUCGAAGCCACGAAAAAGGAGGCGAGGGAAAAGGAUAGAAAACUCCGACAGAAUUCUAAAGAAAAUGAAGAUUUGAAGGAGUUGAAUGGGUUAAGGAAUGGAGAUGUGAGCCCUAAAAAGCCAAUGACUGAGGAAGAGAGACAGGUGAUGCUGCGGGAAAGAGCGAGAAAGCUUAUCGCUGACGCCAGAGCCGGUAUUGUCAGUCCAACGUCCCCGCUGUCGCCGUCUAGAAACUCACGGACGGGCACGGUGGAGAUUAUCAGCAAGCAGUCUGUUAUGGAUGAGAUUGUUGCCGCGGGUGGUGUUGAACAACUCGACGCAUUGCUGGCUCGCACGGACUCCCUCCCCUCAAGUCCUGGGUCCAGGAAGAGCUCCGCCAGCCCCGAUAGAUCUGAAGACCGCCACAGCGAGGACACGAAGAGCAUCAAGUCGCUGUCGCUGAGCGCCGAGCGCCGCUCCCCGCUGCACUCCUUCUCCGCGCUCGUCGACACCGUCUCGCCCGACACCGACGCCCACGACGCGGAAGAGGGCAGAGAAACCGGCUCGUACAUCCAGAGCGAGCUGGAAGCGCUGGAGAAGGAACAGUGCGCCAUCGACGAGCGAGCCGCCGCGCUCGAGAAGCAACUGCGGCGGGUCAUGGAGUCCGCCGACAAUACAGAGGAGGAAGACAGACUGAUGUCACAAUGGUUUAAUUUGGUCAACAAGAAGAACGCGCUCCUGAGAAGACAGAUGCAGUUGAAUAUACUUGAGCAGGAGGAGGACCUGAGUCGUCGCUGCGAGCUGCUGGCGCGCGAGCUGCGCCUGUCGCUCGGCGUGGACGAGUGGCGCAAGACGCCCGGCCAGAAGCGCCGCGAGAGGCUGCUGCUGCAGGAAUUAUUAUCGGCGGUCAACGAGAGAGACAGACUUGUUCAAGAAAUGGACGAACAGGAGAGAGCGAUAGCAGAUGAUGACGAAAUCGAACGCAACUUAUCUCAAGUGGAAAUUCAACGCAAAAACAACUGUAUCCUACAGUGAACACGCUGUAUACGCACACAGGGUGUUCACUAACACUGUCUUAUACUAGUGGACUUGUACUAGAAACAACGUACUGUAUGUAUCAAGAAUUAUGAUAUAGCAACUGAAAUUGUGGGCAUUAUACGAGCCUUUAACAUCCCACUGCUGGGCAUAGGCCUCUUUUCGCUUAGGCAUAUGAAAAGUCAAUUAUAUUAUGUCAUAUCUUGACGGUAAUGUAAGUUCGGCAAAAUAUUUAGUGCAAUGUGAAUAAAUUUAAUUUGUUUGUGGAUUAAUAGUGAAAAUAUUUGUAUUAAAUGUUUUUACUAUUUAAAACCAUGUUAAAAUUUUGUGUUAUAUGCUAACUACGAAAAAGUUAUGUUUUUUAAACAAUAUUCUAAUGAUUUAAAUAUAUAUUUUAUGUCAAGCAAUAGUUAAGUAAGAAAAAGUCCAAAGUCCACUAGUGAAAGAGAAAAAAACGCUUAACAUUAAUUAUUUAUUUAUUUAAACUAAAAUUUUAUUUUUUUAAUUUAAAAUGCGAUUUAUUUUCGCAGUAUACGUCAACGUCCUUAUCCCCAAAAACGUUCGGGUCAAAAAUAGAUUAUUUUUGGACAGUCCAUUAGAGGUAAAGAGGCUAAAAAUUGAUUAAAAUUUUAAAAAGUGAAUGAAAAAAAAAUUGAAAAAUACAGUGUUUCAAAUCCAUGUAUAAUUAAAUUAUUGCUUAAAUUAUUCUAUGUUUACUCAGGGAGACAAAAAGAAAUUAAAAAAGAUGAAGAAAUAAUGUCUUACGCUGACUAUUUUACCCGACUACGUCAAAAGGGUAAAGUUGUUGUAUAGUCGUGUUCACAAAUUGAUUAAAGUAACCAAAUACUAAAAUAUCAGUCAAGUAACACGAACUUUGAGUGUCAUACUAUCCUUGUUACUCUCAAGUUAAAUGACACUUAAACUUAAGUGGGAGUCUCGUCGAGUAAACAUAGCAUUGUAAAUCAAAAGGCUUCAUUGGCAUAAUACUAUUUAUUAAUAAUAAAUUUGUAAAACACUUGCGUUUAGUCUACAGCGAUUUGUCGCAGCACGUAAAUUUAUUAAUUCAGAUUAAUUUUAUUUUUUGACAUUUCAUGUUAUAUUAAUUUCAGUAUUCUUAGUUUCGUUUUUAUUCAGUUGCGACUAGUCGCUGUCGCAAGUGUACGAUUACGAUGUUUGGCCUCAGUUGUGCGACGGAUAAUACUCAAAAUAUUGUUUCCUAUAUAUUUUUUAUAUCUACGAGUAUUUUAGCAUUUCUCACUGUAUAGUUUUUUUUGGUUCUAAACUAAGACAAAACGCCACUGCGAUUAGUCGAGUCGCAAUACGAUUGUUUUUCACUUAUAUACUUGCUUUAAAUAUCAAACGAUAUUGAAUGUAGCUCUAAGAUUAAUACCUAUGGUAAUCUUAUCAUCGAAUUGCGACAAAAAAUCGCAGGUUGUGUCGAGUCUUGAGACAAAUCGCACGUUUGGAACCAAUCUUUAGGUUAAAAUUUAAUAUACGGCUUAAUUUUAAUUUGGUAUAGGUUUACCAAAGAAUAUUUUUUUUAAUCCUACCCCCUUUUUUAGAUAAAAUGGUGAUAUUUAAGUACAAUCUGCCAUAGUCAAUGGAUUCUAAUAACGCUAUGGUUUAAAGUUUAUUUUUUAUUUUUUUAAGUAGACAUUUUUAACGAUCAACAUUUUUUAUUUUUAAUUAAUGUAAAUAUUAGCGCUUGUUUUUUAGGAAGAUAAUUUAUUUAUGGUACAUUUCGAUUGAAUCUUGCCUUAAUAAUGUUUCUUUUGAAUCGGGAAGUUAUCCAAAAUGUGUAAGGCUGGGUACGAACUGUGCUACAAGUCGCAUGUCUGACUACUGAGCUCAUGAAGCAGGACUUGUAAUCAUGUAAGCGAGACAGAAGCUAAACUCCGUAGUGGCAUCUCACUCGCACAACGGCAAGAGUCCUUUAAGAUUACGUAGUAAGAGUACUGGCGUUAUCCUAAUAAAAUAUUUUAAUAUAAUAUUGCAUAUCUUAUUCAUUAAAGUGUAAUCAUACGACAUGACAGUGAUUUUUUUGACCAAUUAAUAUACUAAUACAAUAAGAAGUCUUAAAAUAAUAUUCUAAAAAGGAACGCUUAACAUAAGCGUCACUUAAUAUUAAGUUUUUAUAUUACCACGAAAUUAAGGUGCGUUUCCAAUGACGCGCAUUUUCACUGAAGUAAUAUCAGCCUAUGAAUGGCCCACAGGCGUAUUCCCACAUUUUGAUGGUUUGACCGUUGACCUCUACGCUAGCUCACUGCUGGUUGGUGAUUUCAGAGUAUUUGGAAUUCACACUUUCUCACUAUGAUUUAUAUCAAUGUCUGACAAUCAAAAUAUGUUGGUAACUUAUUAAUUUAAAUAAACGAGCUUUAUAAUAAGUUUCGAUUAAAGUAAGCGUUGCUUCAUAACUCUAAACCUAGUCGAUUAUAUUCUAUGUCAGCCAUUCAUAAUGUUUAUCGAAUAAAGUAAAUCUAAAGCUAAGACAUUUUGAUACGACAGAAAAAUCGCAGCGACAAGCGACUUGUCGCACGUAUCCAGCCAAAUCGGCCGGUGCUAAAUUGAACCAUGUGAAUCAGUUUUCACGAAUUGUGCAAUUUUUACUAAGCAACGUACGUUCUUAUAAUAAAAUGUAAAUAAAUACAUUUUGAUUGGUCUAAAGAUUCUUAUAAUUUAUACACAUUAUGAUUUUUUAAAUCAUGGUUGCUAGUGGAAAGGGAUAGAGCUAUAUAAACAUAGUGCUAUCUCUUUUUAAUAAAACUAUAAUGGUUUGCAAUCUUCGUGUUAAUUCUAAGAGUUCAAUGCAUGUGAUAUUUCAAGCUAAAAAUCUUUUUUCUAAAGAUUGUCUGUUGCAGUUUUAUGUUACUAAAAAUAAUUUGAUACAAGACUAAAUAUUUGACCGAUUUCAACCAAAAAAACUUAAAAAUAAUUGUUACCUAAUCGAUAUUAUUUAUCAGUAUUAAAUCACUACUGGACAUAGACUGCCCACAAAUACACUUGUGGGUAGUCUAAAACUAAAAUAUAACAAACUUUAGAUCAAUCAAAUAUUUUUAAACGUAAGUAAUACCAUGUCUUUUGCGUACUAAGGCUGAUCGCACCGUGCAGCGUUAACAUCUAGUUAUACUUGAGACCAGAAUAAAAUGUUAAACGAAGUCAACAAUCUAAUCUAACAAUAAGCAACGGUUAAGGUGAGAGUUGAAAUAAAGAAUAAUGUUAUGAUGUGAAAACUGCUAAGGACCCUCAGACCUAGUUGAAACAAAAAUGGAGAUUAACCCUGUAAAGAGGUUUUUAUUAGCUUUACUCUUGACCUGUUAAAAAACUAUUAAAUUUUAAUUAAUCUCCUUUAAGGGAGCACAACUCAAAUGUACAUAAUUAAUUUUGUCUGUUUAUGGUCACUCUUUGUUUAAGAUCCAAUAUUACAAAAAUACUUAGUACUUUCAGAAUAUUUUCAUCUGACUGAAAACUAAUUAGUCUUUUUGUAGCCGAAUUCUUGCUGAACUGCCCUUUCAGUUUGACUUCGUUUAAAGAUUUACUCCAUCGGUCGACUAGAUGUUAACGCUAACGAGUGUAACUUGCCCUAAGGCUUUGAGGUAAUCAGAUGUAUACACGUAAUUAGUUAGUGAUUACAAUAUGUGUCGGUAUCAUUAGUGUGUCGCCUUUGUGUAGGGCUGGAUUGAUGUGGUACUUCAGAUUCAAUUAAAUCCUGAAAGUAUUGUUUAACUUGGUAAACCACUUUGCUGUUUUUUGAGGUUGCUCGAGUUGACUUUCAAUAAAGAGUUACCACAAAAAUAAAGAAUUAAAUCUUUUAAAUAAUGUCAUGCAUAUUAAAUGCCAAGAAAUUGGAAAUAAUGGUUGAUUUGUGACGCUUGCAGUAAGGCCGUGAUAAUGUUGUGGGGAAGGGGUGGUUCUUAACCUAGUCAAAUUGUCUUUAACUGAUUACUGUCAAUUGAAAAACUUGAACAGUUUAUCAAAAUCUUCCUCCAAAAUAACACAAUUGCUAAUCUGUUUUGGUGAAAAAAAAAAAAGUUUUAAGAUUUGAAAUCCGUUUUGAAAGCCGGAUCCGUACCCACUGUAUCAAUCCAACCCGUCACGAUAUCAACUGAACGUAAUUAUCAUUAAACAGUGGUAGAUUUGGUGUGUUUCUAUAUAAAAAGCGGGGAUCCCAUACAUUUGGUAUUUUAUCCUCAUGACAAAUAUACAAACUAUAGGCUAAUAAUAUAUCGUUCUACUGUUAAUAGAUUUGCAAGACACGGAUUUUAUCAGAUCCGUAAUAUGCAAAAGCAGGAUUCUAUAAUUGCAACUUAAAGGUGGUUUUAAAGAAUACUUGUUGAACUGUUAUUGAAAUUUUCUGUUAAUUGUUUAUAGGUAUUAAAGUUAGACUUAAUUGUGCGAGUGAGACAGCGCUUUUUAACGUGUAUAGCGGUCUGCCUUCCACAACUCUAACAUUAUUACUUUAAAGGGAAGUAGUAGCACUCCUGUGGUUCUGACAGUGCACUUAAAUAGCAAGGUUCAUGUUUGAAAAACCUUUUUUCACGAAGUGAUGUAUCAGUAUUAUUAAGACUGACAAAUGAAUGUUAUUUUUAUACGCACAUAUUUUGGUUAAGUUGAAUGAGACGAUAUUACUUUGUAUUAAAAGUGCAUUAUUUGCUUCUUUUUAAUGGCAUCUUCGCAUAGAAUCAUUGUUUUCGUAUUGUAUUUUUUGAGAUGAUACCAUCAGAAUUUGAAAAGUUAAAGCCUUAUUUAGAUAGUAAAAGCCGUCAUCAUAUAAACGAGUCUUAAAGUUUCAGCUUAUUUUUCGUAUUAUAUGACUGUUUAUAAACAAUUUCACGUUUUGACAGUUUCCUCGAAUAUUUCCGGAACAUUCUAGCACCAAAUGUAUGGGUUCCCGUACGACUAGAGUAGUUGACACGGCAAUCAGUGCAAAUAUUUUGUAAGCCACGCCAUAAUUGUCUAUAUUCGAUAAUGACGCUAUUAAUGUAAGUAUGGACCGUAAUAAAAUAAAGUGAUAUUGUAAAAUG
This is a messenger RNA of Trichoplusia ni (cabbage looper), 9350 nucleotides long. RefSeq names its product EH domain-binding protein 1 (gene Ehbp1). Gene Ontology annotation, molecular function: protein binding. The transcript has 28 exons. Bases 286 to 4329 code for a protein of 1347 amino acids. The record is from RefSeq and is a predicted model, not a curated record. Lineage: Eukaryota; Metazoa; Arthropoda; Insecta; Lepidoptera; Noctuidae.